Chrysemys picta bellii (western painted turtle) is the source of this 2572-nucleotide messenger RNA. RefSeq names its product zinc finger protein 420-like. Gene Ontology annotation, cellular component: chromatin; PcG protein complex; nucleus. Gene Ontology annotation, molecular function: DNA-binding transcription repressor activity, RNA polymerase II-specific; RNA polymerase II cis-regulatory region sequence-specific DNA binding. NCBI's taxonomy places the organism in Eukaryota, Metazoa, Chordata, Testudines, Emydidae. Gene Ontology annotation, biological process: regulation of transcription by RNA polymerase II. The record is from RefSeq and is a predicted model, not a curated record.
GAGAGCUCUCUACAGAGCCGUCAUGCAGGAGAACUAUGAGAAUGUGACCUCGCUGGCAGGGUUUCCAGUUUCUAAACUUGAUGUCCUCUCCCAGCUGGAAAAAGGGGAAGAGUUCUUUUCCACAGAUCUCCAGGACUCAGAGGAAAGAAAGCUCCCGAGAAGCAGCUAUACAGCAGGUGAGGGGAUGGUGAGAGAGACCAUGGAGCAGAAUCCUCAGCAGGAAGACGAUGAAGUGGAGCCACAAGGGUCUGUAUUGCAAAGAUGCACAGGGAGUGUGUCCAGGAGUUGUGAUCAGGGAAAAGCCUGUGAGAGUCAGCACAGGCCAGAGAAGCAGCAGGGAAACCAGCCAAUGCAGAAAGUUGGUAAAUCUGUUAAUUAUCAGGGAACUCACAAAGGCCACAAGGAAACCACGGCCCAGCAGAGAAUCCCCAUGGGAGAGAGAAAUAACAUAUGUGUUGAAUGUGGGAAAAAGUUCAGUAGGCGCUCACACCUUGUUAAACAUGAGAGAAUCCAUAAAGGGGAGAAACCCUAUGAAUGCUGUGAGUGUGGGAAAACCUUCCCUCAGAGCUCAGCCCUUAUUAGUCAUCAGAGGAUCCACACUGGGGACAAGCCAUAUGAAUGUUGUGAGUGCAGGAAAACCUUCCUUCGGCACUCUGACCUUAUUAGACAUCAGAGGAUCCACACAGGGGAGAAACCUUAUGAAUGCAGUGCAUGUGGGAAAACCUUCACUGAGCGCUCAAACCUUAUUGACCAUCAGAGAAUCCACACAGGGGAAAAACCCUAUAGUUGCUGUGAGUGCGGGAAAACCUUCUCUCAGAGAUCAACCCUUACUAACCAUCAAAGGAUCCACACAGGGGAGAAACCCUAUGAAUGCUAUGAGUGUGGGAAAAUCUUUGCUCGGAGCUCAGCCUUAAUUAACCAUCAGAGGAUCCAUACAGGGGAAAAACCCUAUAAAUGCUGUGAGUGUGGAAAAACCUUCGCUUGGAGCUCAGCCUUAAUUAACCAUCAGAGGAUCCACGCAGGGAAGAAACCCUAUGAAUGCUGUGAGUGUGGGAAAACCUUCACUGAGCACUCAAACCUUAUUAAGCAUCAAAGGAUCCACACAGGGGAAAGACCCUAUGAAUGCUGUGAGUGCGGGAAAACUUUCACUGAGCGCUCAACCCUUAUUAAGCAUCAGAGGAUCCAUACAGGGGAAAGGCCCUAUGAAUGUAGAGAGUGUGGGAAAACCUUCCCUCAGAGCUCAGCCCUUACUAGCCAUCAGAGGAUCCACACUGGGGACAAACCAUAUAAAUGCUGUGAGUGCAGGAAAACCUUCCUUCAGCACUCACACCUUAUUAGACAUCAGAGGAUCCACGCAGGAGAGAGAUCCUAUGAGUGCUCUAAGUGCGGGAAAUUCUUCCAUCAAAGCUUAGCCUUUAUUUAUCAUCAGAGAAGCUGCAAGAGAGAGAAAUGCCAUAAAAACCUUGUCUAGAGCUGAGGAAAGAUUUUAUUUUCCGUUUGCUAAUUCCCACAUAGUGAGCUUAAAGGAAGCGUUGUGUCCCCAUGGGCUUUCAGUUCCCCCAGCUGAGUUAUGUGCUUUUCCCUUUUGUAGCUCACCCUCCCUUGGGGGGAAUCCCACCGUCUUUUUCAGCAACUCCUUUGUCCUAUGUCAUGGAAGUGUGUUUCCCUCCAACUGGAAUUUCAGUCAAUCCCAGGUGGGGGAACCAGGAGUGACCUCAACUAGGUACAUGGAGGCCUACAUGGGCCUUGACUCCACUAGGAUUUUCCAUGGAGUUAGCUAGCUUCAAUUACAUAUCCUAAUGUAAAAACACAAGUAUUUUUUCAAUUAAAAAAUACCCCAUAUAUGGUGGCCAAGAUAAUUUAGAAAAUUUCCUCAACACCUGGCAUAACCUCCAUCACUUUUCCUAGUCUAAACAUAUUUGGAGUAUCACAUUUAUACUUUUCCUCCCACUGCAAAGAAAUUGUUAGUCACCAGGUUCCCAUACUAGGGACAGAUUGUCUCAUUCCCAGUUGUUCUCACAUUACACUGGGUUGUGCUGAAUGUUUUUCUACCAUUUUUUCAUAUUAAAUAUAUUUAAAUAUAACAAAGAGAAGGAGCAGGAUUAGAGAUGGCGGGGGGGGGGAGGGGAGAUUUCAACCUCUGAGACACCUGAAGAAGAAGUGGUGAGUUGGAGGGAUUCUCACAUUCCGAAUUACCCCAGCAAUGUUUCCUGUGUUUGAGCCAGAUAGAAUUUAUCUUCUCCACUUUCUACACCUCCACCUGUCAUUAUGUCUUAUGAUUCAGUGUUCUCAGCCCUCUACUUGGGAAUCACAUUUUAUUUUCUUUGAUCAUAAAACAGUAUUUUCGAAACUGAGAUGACAGUGUCACAGACCUGCAAGGGGAAUUUGAAUGGAUGUCAAACACAGCAUGAUCACUGGGAGUUGAAAUCUCAGUUUCCAACUGUUGGGAAAGCCUCUUCUAGGAUUUUUCCUACUGAGAUGAGCUUGUUUGCAGAUGGAGAGGUUGAGUUUGUUUUGUUCAGUUUUCCAUUGUGAUGAUGCUAGGGCUGUCAAGCGAAUAAAAAAAUUAAUC